This is a messenger RNA of Pogonomyrmex barbatus (red harvester ant), 11830 nucleotides long. It is a transcript of the gene Rbcn-3A, whose product is annotated as rabconnectin-3 alpha. Gene Ontology annotation, biological process: vacuolar acidification. The record is from RefSeq and is a predicted model, not a curated record. Gene Ontology annotation, molecular function: protein binding. Gene Ontology annotation, cellular component: RAVE complex. Lineage: Eukaryota; Metazoa; Arthropoda; Insecta; Hymenoptera; Formicidae.
GACGUCGACGCCGUUCGUCCGUCCGACUACUACCGAGCUCUCGGCACCAAGCCGUCGUACAGGAGCGACGGAUCUCGCGCCUGGUCUGGACGAUGAUCUAACGUCUCUCGCGUGUGGUGCGACGCGUGCGAUACCAUGAAUUGUCAUCAGAUACUGAGCGGCGCCUGCAACGCGGGCGAUCGCUGCUACGCCGUUGGCUCCGUCGAGGGAAUAUCCUUCACGGCGUAUGCAGCUGGUUGCAAUAUUGUGAUUUUGGCUAAUAAUUUCGAACGAGUUCAAAUAAUUCCCGGAGCAGUACACAAUUACAUUAGGAUCAGCUGUCUGGACUGUAGCACAGAUACAGGAAAGAUAGCCGCAGCUUAUGAAAAUCAAGUCUGCAUUUUUGAGCCAACGCCACUUAUACACAGCACUUGUUCACAUCAAUUGGAAUAUAGAUGGGUUCAAACAGGAAGUCUGCAAACAGAAUCGAAUAUCACAUCUUUAUCAUGGAAUUUAGAAGGAACAAGAUUGCUAACGGGCGGCGAAUUGUUGCAGUUAUGGCAUCAAAACAUCAUGCCGUUUCAAGAAGAACAUACCGGUGCAGUAACAUUCUCAAUUGGAGGAGAAGCAGAAAGCCCUGGACCUGGAGACACAUCUAUUGCAAAUGAUCCAGGCGGUUGGAAUUGUGUGUGGAAAUGUCGUACUGCCACACCAGUCCAUCUUAUGAGUUUCAGUCCCGAUGGCACUCUGUUUGCAACAACAGGAAUGAAUGAUAGAUUAGUUAAGAUAUGGUUCGAAAAUAAACAAUUAUUUCCAGCAAGAAGCAUAGAUCACACAAGUUUUUCUCAAGCCGUGGGUAGUGACAAUUAUAGUUUUGUUUAUGUUGCACACCCACGUGCCGUAACGCACCUUUCUUGGCGCAAAACAAGUAAAUACAUGCCAAAAGGCUCUGUAUCCAAUAUGUUGGUUACUUCAUGUCGCGAUAAUAUUUGUCGAGUAUGGGCAGAAACGAUACCGCCUGAAAUCGAAGGUUUAGCUAAUAUGAGUCAAUUUGAAGGCUCUGACAGGCACGGUCAUCAUGGCAAACAUCGUCAUCAUAAUAUGCACAAACAUCGAUUUAUGCAACGACUCAAACAUAUGAAGACAUGUUUUCAUAUUCGACGACAUGCUAAACAGCAACAUCAAGCUGGUCAUACGGCACCGACUUUACCAACGCUUCCAUCUACAUAUUCCGUACAUGAUUUUCAUAAUAACUAUCAAACUUCUGGUCAUUACCCAGGGAUGCAUUUCCAUUUGGCAGCCAGUAUUAAUGCAGAAACUGAUAUACCAUUAGUACCAAGCCUAAUUACCGGAGACCCCGAAAGAGAACCGAACUUUAUCUUACACUGGCUAAAUAACAAAGAAAUGCACUUCACCAUGCAAGCUGAAAACAUAUUACAGGAGUUGACUCGGAAAGUAGUAGAAAAAGAGGAAGGCUUGCAACAUCAAGAACAUGCCGAACAUGUGGAACAUGAUUCUGAAGAUGAAUGUACACCAAAGAAAGGAGUUCGGCUGCAAACAGCUCAGAAACCAAUUGUCGGCGGCCGAUCAAUGAGUCAAGAAGAUCACAGUAGUGAUGAACACCAUACUGCGCAUACUACCUCAUCUCAUCACAGUUUAGCUCACAGCGUGCAUUCUCAUCCCAGUCUUAGCAAUACAACCUCCAUCAAUUCUAUAGCGACGGAUGCAACAUCCACAAUGAAUCACGCGCCAGAUUCAUUGGACACGAAGAUAGAAACACUACUACGUGAUUGGCAUCACAAUCCAGACUUGUUAUUCUCGAUACAUCCGAUAGACGGAAGCUUUUUGAUUUGGCACAUUGAAUGGUUGGAUGAAUACCAUCCUGGAUCUUUCCGACAGGCACAAAUUUCAUUUUCCACUCGUAUUCCGAACGCAUUCCCACUCGGCGACGCAUCGACAAUGAGUCAUAAUGUAUCAAUGUACUCUCACAAUACCGGUGGGCCCUUAUUGAAUAUUCGUGAAGUUGCAAAAUCUUCGACAAAAACAAGCGAUCCUAGUGAAGUCGCGACACCUUUACCCAGUCUUAUCGAACAAGAUGAAGAACAAUCUACCUUGACCUCGAAAGCAGGUCAAGAACUAUUGAAAAAUAUGGAAAACACCAACGAUCAAAAUCAAACGAAAACCGAAGUUAACGCCUUGGAAAAUAACAAAAAUGGACAAGAUGCAGAUCUCUUGGCUCAUCCCAGUCCGAUCGUUUCUAUGGUGUCAAAGCACUCAAACGGUACUUUGAAUUUAUGGCAAUUAACAUUUGCGGAUAAAACGAAAUUUUCGCAGGUGUUGAGCAUAGGACACGCAUGUAGAGCUUCCGGGCAUCGCUUCCGUGUGAACGAUAUCACUUGCCAUCCCGUCUUACCUUUACUUGUAACGACUUCCCAUCAUAAUAUACCCGAAUUUUCUGGUACUCAAUCGAUGGAAUCUAAUGAAAAUCUUGCUACCAAGCACGAUACUUGCAAGGACAAGGACAUCAUGUCACCCACUGGUUUUUGCAGCGAAUUAAUAUUGUGGCGCGUAGAUGCUGUGGGGCCUCUAUCUAAAAGCGGUGGAGUUUCCGAAUUGGCACGUAUCAAUUCGCCUGAAAUAUCAGCGUUUAGUAAUGUAGCCUGGAUACCAACGUUAUUGCCAAGCACAACAUUAGGUAAUUUGUCCAACUCUCCUAGUGCUUGUUUUGUAGCUAGCGACGGAGAGUGUCUAAGGGUCUAUCAAGCUGUCAUCGAUGCCAGAACAUUAUUGGCGGAAGUAUCAAUUAGCGAGAGAAGAAGCAGGAUGAUGGAUUCCAUGGCUAGUCUGUCAACAGAUAUGUCAUCAGACGAUGGCAUCAGACAUUCCAUUCACGACAGAAUAAAGAUUGUAUCUCAGCAAUCGACCGCAAGACCGGGAUGCGUUAUACAACUUGAUGCUAUUUCCGACGCCACUCACGAUUGGCAAAACACACAAUUUCUCCACGUCUUCCAGGAACAAUUGAUCACGGGCGAGAGAAGCGACGAAAAGCAGCCUGGUAUCGAUACAUCGGCCAAUGAUCUGGGACUCAUGGAGUCCACGUUGGAUGCCAUGGUGGAUUUACAGCAAUCGGCAAUCUUUGAAGAACCGUUUUACAUAGUGGUUCUCGAACGUACACAGCAGGGCACCACUGUGCAUAUGUGGCGAUUGGUAAUAGCAUCGCAACCAGAAACUACCGGUCUGUCAGGAUCGAUGAUGUAUGUGCCAGAUUCUCAUUUAGUACAAGACGAAGAUGACGAAGGAACACCCGGUAGAUUGAGCCACGCGGAAGGCAGACGAUCGCGUAGAGCUAGUCAAACUGGUGGGCGAAGUCGUCGUGAGAGUCAAGCCGACCUAGACUCGACAUUCCUACCUCGCCGCCAUCAGAACAGUCACGUUCUUAUCACCACCACGAAAGUCUGCACGCAGGAAUUGCCGUUGCCCGAUGGGGUAGAAGUGAUCCACGCUGCUCCUGCCGCGGGACAUUUGAGUAGCUCCUCGAUAUAUCCCGCCUGUUUUGCACCAUAUAUUAUUGUGACAGCGUGCAGCGAUAGCACUGUACGCUUUUGGAAAUGCAAAGUGACAAAGAGAACGGACGAUAAAUUGGACUAUGAAUGGUGCGAAUGGGAAAUGACUAGGAAGGAUCAGGAGUCCACUAUCGAUAUUACUGGCCAGCCAUUAAACAUAAGCGCGGCUUAUAGCGGACGCAUCGCCUGCGCCUACAAAUAUGGAAAAUCGUUUACGCGUCCGACGAAAAACGAUCCGGAUUCGCGCUAUGUGAAUCUUUGCGUGGCUAUAUAUGAAUGCGAAAGCACAGGCGGCAGCGAAUGGAUUUUAGAAGACACGAUUCAUCUGAAGAAUAUUCAUCUACCGCGAAUACCGGUAGACCAGCAUCUGGAUCUCAGCUAUUUGUACGACAGUAGAUUUCUGCAGAAGAAGCAACGGCUCACUCAAGUAUUGCAGACUCUCAGUCAUGAGGAUAUAAGAUCCUCAAGAAAUGGAGAGAAUGGUGAUUCCACAAAGGCCGGCUUGUUGGCAGUACCAUCGUUUAGUACUCUGCAGUCUUUGCGGAAAUCAAUUAUAGAGAACGGUAACACGUGCCCGCUCACACAAAAACAUCUGGUGCAGCUCGAUUGGGUAUCUAAAGAAGAUGGUUCGCAUAUUCUAACCGUGGGCGUCGGCUCUAAAAUCAUGUUGUUCACGCCAGUGUGUUCAGAUCUAGCACAGGCUAAUAUGAAAGCAAUGAAAGAAUCGCAAAGCAAUAACAGGCCGAUACUGAGAAAGACUUCAUCGUUGGCUCAACCGCAGUUCGUCGACGAGAUCCGAUGGAUGAAACUACGCAAGAUAGAACUGACAACAGCGGACGGCCUGCCGCCACUGCCUAUGCAGAUAUCUUGGGUGCGAGAUGGUAUCUUGGUAGUCGGCAUGGAUUCCGAAAUGCACGUGUACUCGCAGUGGAAGCCAAAUCCAAAGAACGACUGCUUCCAUUCGAAUCUUCAACAUCAAGAGUCCGACGAGUUCCAAGCGAGUCGAAAUCUUCGCGACGAGGAUUUACGCACAUUGGCGCAUGAGACGUCUCAAAGGCGGUUGGCAAACGUGUCUUCUAUGCCACAUCUGUCGCGCGUCAGCAGUAUCAAUCUAACGAUGUUGGACGCCAAGAAAAAGCGCGGUAUACAAAACGAGAACCUGAGCUUCGAUUAUAUGCCGGAUUACGGAUUGUUCGAAGCGUCAAGGAUAGCCUGUCCAGUUUUACCACAGUAUCACCCUAAGCAGUUGAUGGAGUUAUUAAACUCGGGCAAGAUCAGAUGGGUAAAGGCUAUAUUGGCGCACCUCGUCCGGUGUAUAGGUAGCUCUUGCUCCUUACGAGCUGAUGACGAAAGUCUGGUGAAGCAGCGUGGCGGUUGGUCGCGAUCGAGAACAAUGUCGGUAAGUUAUAUGGGCACAACGUCACCGCUGGAACCGAGAGGUUCGACCACACAAAUUCCGGAGGAAUUGACGCUAGAUUAUGCGGAAAUUACAUCCAUCUCUCCGCUCCCGUUAUGGACCCUACUGAUGGCCGACAAAGAAACGAAUUUGCCGCAUCAGCAGAAUGAAGAUAAGCAUGAUUAUAACGAGCUAUUUGAUAGCAACCUCGACGAAGGAGAUUCCUUGGACGACAUGCUGGACGAGGAUUAUGAGUGUUCGCGACAGAAAGAUAGACGAUCGUCUGUGCCAGAGAGACAAGGGAUUUCUCACUUCGGCCCCAGGCAAGGCAGACUGGCUUCACGUCUCUUAACUCACACUCAUCUUCCGGGUCUCUCCAGUCUCGAUCAGAUGCAUCUACUCGCCCUGGCAGAUACCGUGUCGACGUGUAAUGUCGAUUUCGCUGAAAGAUUCGCGAUCGAUGCGGCGAAGAACGCGAUUGCCAAGGAAAAUCUAACCGGCAUUCCGGAUGGUGAAACCGUAUCCACCGAUUCGCUAGACGAUUGCGGCCUCAGAUUCCUCUUAGCAAUGAAACAUUACAAUUAUUUGAUACGCUGUUUACCGUUAGCGCAACGAGCGCAGUUCCAGAAACAGGGUGUCGCGUCGAAUAAUCUUGUCUGGGCAUUCCAUUCCGAAUCUGAGGAGGAAUUGCUGGGAUUAAUUCCAUCUUAUGCCAAAGGUCAACCAAAGUGGUCCGUAUUAAAAGAGCUCGGCGUAGGUUGGUGGAUCAGGAGCAACACAGUAUUGAAGAAGUGCGUGGAGAAAAUAGCGAAAGCUGCUUUCCAGGACAAGCAAGAUCCGUUAGAUGCGGCUGUAUAUUAUUUGGCGAUGAAAAAGAAGAAUCUGGUAUGGGGUCUGUUUAGGAAUAAACGGGACGAACGUAUGACUACCUUCUUCUCUAAUAAUUUUGCUGAGAAUCGGUGGAGGAAAGCGGCUCUGAAAAAUGCUUUUGCUCUACUUGGGAAGCAACGAUUCGAACAUGCGGCCGCAUUCUUUUUACUUGCCGGCGCAUUGAAAGAUGCCAUCGACGUAUGCUUAAAUAAGCUGAACGACAUCCAACUCGCAAUGGUGAUAGCCAGGCUCUACGAGAAUGAUACGUCGUCUCCUAAUAUGAGAAGAUUGUUGUACGAAGAAAUCCUAGGUUACGAUAAAGACGGACAGAAUCAGGAUAUGGGCAAAGUGCACCCUGAUCCCUUCUUGCGUAGCAUGGCCCUAUGGAUUUUGAAAGAUUACUCUGGCUCUCUCAAUACUUUGCUUUUGACCAAUGUCGGUCACAUGCAUCCGCAGUAUAACGAUGAAUCUGAUAAGCCAGAAGGAACAACAGCGAAUCCAAACGUCUUCAACUUUUACGUUUAUCUUCGUACGCAUCCGUUGUUAAUCAGACAAUAUAUCGCGUCCACUGCGCAAGACAAGCAAGGACAUUCUGUAGUGAUUUCGGGAUUCAGUUACGGCACAGAGACGAAGAGUCAAUUGGAUAAACACUUAUUAUUAGAGGAUUCCAUUACACCAUUAGAAAGGCAACUAUAUUUUACAACAGCGCACGCACACUUUAAAGCUGGCUGUCCAGCCCUAGCUCUUGAAGUUUUAUCUAAAUUACCUAACAAAGUUAUGGAAACAAAUGGUGACGAUUCCCCAAGUUUAUUGAACAGUCCAAAUAAGUCGAGAGCUAAAGAUGCUCAGAUAGAUACCGGUAUCAUUAAUUGGGGAAAUGAAUCAAAUGCAAUAAACAAUAAUAAAGAAACAGCUGCAGAUUGGAGUACAUCGUCAUUCGAUUGGUCUCAGAGUAGUAAACGCAUGGAAGAGGAUAAAUUAGAAUUAAACUGGGACGAUGAUGAGACAGGGGAAGGUGAAGAUGCCGAUAGUCCUCCCAUGAGUAUGAAACUUGACAAGAAAGAGCAGGAUACCGUGCAGAAAUCAGAAAAUGAUAAUAAUAUGGCAAAAUCAGCUGGACAAUUGGACAUCAUGGCGCAACAAUUAAAAUUUGUGGCCUGCUUAAAAAUUUUAAUGGAAGAACUAUCUACAUUAGCAACAGGUUUUGAAGUGGACGGAGGUCAGCUGCGAUAUCAGCUUUAUGUGUGGUUGGAACGAGAAGUAGACGCACUACGGCAACUUUGCAGCUAUAGUACUAAUGCAGACGGAGACGUGAACAACGUAACAGAAUAUGAAGGCGGUAUGGUUGAUGAUGUACCACCGCACAAGCCUGGAGAGCAGCCAACGUUGCACCAAAUAUUGGUGGCGGAAAAAUUGGAUUUUGAGGCUAAAGUACAGAGAGCUGCGAAAAGGAAGAAAUGGCUAAAAGCUAACGAGACAUUGCUGAGGACAUUGUUAUCAUAUUGUUCGUUGCAUGGCGCGUCGGGUGGCGGCCUAGCGUCAGUAAGAAUGGAGUUGGUACUUUUGCUGCAGGAAUUGCAACAGGAAAAGACUCAACAACAAUUGCUGAGUCCUCUUCCUUUCCCCACUACCCUACCUCUAUUAAGCGCCAGUGUCGCAUGCAAUAAGACUGUUGUGGCUGAUCCAGUUCGACAUCUGCAGUCUCUCGCACACGAUAUGCUACAAACGUUAGUAGAACUACGUAAUCCACCGAUGCCUAACAGAAAUACGCAUUAUUGCGAGGUAUUUAUCAUGAGAGAUUUAGCGGUGGCGCUUAGUGCCUGUAUUUAUCAGUCACUUUGCGAUUCGGACACAUUUGUUAUGAAACAUCACCAGCCAGAGAGUUUUCCGGCAGUCGCUGAAGUGGAAACGUUUUCUGGUGGUCAUUUGGUAGCCUCGAACAGAUAUCAUCGACGAUAUUCGACGGAUGAUGGUGUAUGUAUAACUACCUCACCUUCCAAGUGGCCAGGUGUAACAAAUUUGCGCGCGUUGCUAGCUCGGGAAAAAGAUGAAGACACUCCGAAGUUGAAUAUUUUACUUUGCGAGGCUUUUGUGGCGACGUAUAUGAGUCUUUUCAUCUACGCUCUGUCAAGUUGCGAUAGUCAUAUUUUGUACAGACUAGUGGGACAACAUUUUGAUAACAAUACGUGGUCCUGUCUCUUCGGCGGUGGAGUUAAGAAACUAUUGCGCGUAGCGAGUACCACUAGUAGCCAGGUACAAUUAAUUUUUAAUAUUCCAUAUUUUGUGAAUAUUGCUUUUUUUAUUUGCGCGUUUCUUUAUCAGGGCGGUAAUGUGAACAGCGUCGAACGGACUGAUAGUGUAACGAGUGAAAUUCAAAGUACCGCCAGUGGCAUGUGGAACACCAUGACAUCAUUGACUAAACAACGUGUCAAACUGAAUAUGAAAUUAUUGGGACAAUUUACGGGUCAACAACCAAAUAUGAAGGAGGAUAAGCCUACAUAUAGAGAACAAUUUGUUUCACCGCAAAUGAGCAUGAUUUCUUACUUUCUCAUGAAGCCACGCAUAGAGACUGAAUAUGCAGAUGAAAUUGAUUAUGAUUCUUCCGAUUCCGCAGUAUCUGACUUAGAUUCUACAGACGAUGAAGAAGAUGUAUUCGACACGGGUUCAAAGCCAAAGAGCAAACCAAAGGAUAAUACGGAGCAUAGUAACUCUAAUUCCUAUAGUUGGAGCGUAAUGAGAUUAGCAAUAGUUAAAAUAUUACAGCAACAAUUACAAGAUUUUUUGACUAUCGCUGGCAUAGAAAUGCAAGAAUUACCUGUAAGUAGUCCACUAAUCCAUGGUACACUAGGCAUCGUUGCGCAAUGGCAGGAAUCUUUACGCGAAGAAUUAGAACUUAAAGGUCCACCGCCAGCAAAUUAUAUACCUGGCUGUGCGCCAGAUCCUUCUCCUACGCCUGGAAAACCAGCUAUUCAUAAAUAUCGAUCGUUAUUGGAAAAAGGAAAUACACCAUUUAACACGCGAUUAGCAUCCGCAGCGCCUACCAAUCGUCUAUGGUGUUACUUGGUCAGACAGGAAUUGGUACAGGAUAUUUUUAUUCGUGCAGUAUUUGGGAAACGAAGAUCCCUGUCGACGAUACUCGAAAGUCAAUCAAUCACAAUCGUUGACAAUGUACACCGUGGAACUGGAGAAGAUAAAGGUAGCGAUAGUGGUACCACAAGCCUGCCAGAGCCAGUCAGAAUCAUUCAUAAAGAACAAGAUAGCAUCAGUGCCUUCUGCCUUAAUCAGGUAAACCCAGGUUUAAUGGCGCUUGCUACACCUCGGGAAGUACAAGAGAUGAAUAUUUCUCUGCUCCUAGAACUUCCGUCAUGGUUAGAAGAUGAAUGCGAAUUCGAUAUUAUCAAUUUGAAUAAGCAACCUGACCCAGAACCUGUACCUCCAACCAGUUUCUUAGUUAUACAGACAGCGGCAGAUCGUCCUUUGUUGGCGCAGAGUCCUCAGCAAAAUAGUCCUCAACCUCACUCAGGUAUAGCCAGUCAGAGUGGACGUGGCGCGAGCGUGAUUCUGAAGCAUAAAAUCGAUGGAAUCAGGAGAAUCUCUUCCCAUCCGCUUUUACCACUAUACUUAACCGGAUCACAGGAUGGUUCUGUGUCAUUAUGGGAAUGGGGACAUCAGACAGCAGUCGCUACUCCAAGAGCACCUGGUACUUUCGCCAAAGUGACCCGCGUGCGAUUUUCUCAACAUGGCAACAAAUUCGGCGUGGCUGAUUCCGAUGGUCAUCUGAGUCUGUUCCAAGUGGCCUGCCGAGAAGGAACAGCUCGACCAUUCUUCACUUAUCAGUGUCACAGCAAAGUGACCUCGGAUUUCGUCUUCCUCGGCGCAUGCAGUCUUGUGGCCACCGCGGGUCAUGGCUCGGAAGGACGAAAUGUAGCGUUGUGGGACACAUUACUUCCACAAAACAAAUCUCUCGUACAAGGUUUCAUGUGUCACGAGCAAGGAGCCAGCGCAUUGAUCCUGGCACCGCAACAUCAGCUGCUUAUUAGCGGCGGCAAGAAAGGCGACAUUAAUAUAUUCGACGUGCGACAACGGCAACAAAGGCAGAGAUUCCAGGCGCAUGAGUCAGCUAUCAAGUGUCUAGCGCUCGAUCCGCACGAGGAAUUUUUCGUUAGCGGGGCAGGUGAUGGUGAUAUCAAGAUAUGGGGUUUGACCGUCCAUUCUCUCCUCUACUCGUUUCCCAGCGAGCAUCCACGAUCUAGUUUCUUCAAAAACAUAGGACAGGGCGUUACCCAGUUACACGUGGAUUCCGCAGGUCGAUUGUUUUCGUGUGGAGCAGAUGGUUCGAUGAAAGUCCGUCAACUGCCAGAACGCGAUUGUGUAAUACAAACGCUUUAUUAGGAUUAAAAAGAAGUUGAUGAAAAAAAGAAGUGAAUACCGUGUAAGUAUAAUCACGCGAAAGAGCCGAUAUUUAUUGAUUAAUAUAUAAAUACACACACAAUUAUAAAAGGCGAAUCGUUGAAGAAUAUUCACGCGACUAAUUGAUUGCUGUUGUACGAUAUAUCCACUACUUUUACAUACGAACCGUGCGGACGGUACGGUAUCUCUUUGCAUGGCUAGUGUGUUGUAACAAGCUAAUAUAUCGGGUGUUACAUUUAUAAAUAUAUUAUAUAUCGUUUCAUCGAGAGAAAAACUACUACUUUAUUACAUGAAGUAGUGAAUUCCGCACGAAUAUUGUUGUUGUUGUCCAAAACUGAAGCUCUUAUAGUCUAAACAUAGCAAAGCUGUAAUCUUAGAUAAUGUCCCAAAGUGUUUCCCCCGAUCUAAAGAAAAGAAAGGAAAAAGAAAAACAGAACUACGAAACGACACAUAAAUAACUGUAGCGCCGAGAAGGCUGCGAGAACGGCACUGUAUUUUCCUUAAAGUGGAUUUCGUACAGAACGGCAUACACUAAUAUUAAAUGAUCAUUCCUUUCUCACAUGAAAGUAAUAUUAAACGAUUCGAUAAAUGAUGUGUAACAAUCUUCGCGUACCUUCAUAUUUUAAUAUGUAAUAUAUGUAUUUAUAAAGAUCAGUUGAUGAAUUCUACUGUUUAGCGGCGGAUAAUUUAAAGACGAUUUAGCCGAUUUUCAUAGCGGUUAUUGACCAUAGUAUAAACGAAAUAUUACUUUGCGUUACUGAAAAACUGCGAUUUCCCUGUAGUAUUUGUUGAAAUAGAAACAGUGUGUGCAAUGUAAGUUAUUCUUCUGUAAUAUAGUUCGAUAAAAAUUAGUUCGAACGUCUUAUAUAUUCAAGGUAUUUCUCUUCGAUGCUUUUUUGCCAUCGCUACUCUGCAAUGUGACAUUUGCAUAUACAUAUAAAUAUAAUACAGUAUAUUCGGUAUGUAAAACAUGACGGGCAAUUUUGGAUAAUGAGCAAAAUACAGAGUUUGAAAUCUGUAUUGCCUUCUGAUAAACUGUAUUGCCUUCUUUCUAUCUCUCUUUAUCUCGAAAUGUGUAAUAUAAUCAUCUGAUGACAGAUAAUCGCGACGCUAUAAUAUUUACUGCUGUAUUUAUCUUAUCGCAAAUAUAUACAUCAUUGCAAUAACAUAGAUAUUAAAUGGUGUAAACAUAUAUUAUUUUGCGAUGAACAAAAGAAUUUUUUUUCAAAUCAUUCAAACUUGUUUUAAUUAACCGCACAGAUAUCUAGAUAAAUGUAUUUUCCUCAUAUCCAGUUUUGUAAAUAUCACGUGAAUUGUGAUUGAACACCGUUUAAUGCGAAUUUGUUUGAAGAUGUGUAACGCCAUGAAAGAUUUUUAAUUAGUAUUGUUUCCGUCGCUACGAGUUUUAGGAGUUUUCCGCAAGUAAUUGUUGCAAGUAUAGUAUGAUUUCUGUUAUAAAGUAUAUAUAAAGUAUAUAUACUAUACAUUAUAAGCUAUAACGAAAGAUUUAUUUUUGUUAAAUGCACUUGUUGAAUGACACUUAUCAGUUCAUAUACAUACAUGUGUAUAGUCAAUCUGCUUUUGAUUUACACAUAUAAUGCACUUAUAAAGA